Molecule: messenger RNA, 1863 nt
Organism: Meleagris gallopavo (turkey)
Lineage: Eukaryota; Metazoa; Chordata; Aves; Galliformes; Phasianidae
Gene: TAGLN3
Product: transgelin 3
Biological process (GO): actin filament organization
Cellular component (GO): actin cytoskeleton
Molecular function (GO): actin filament binding
Source: RefSeq, a predicted model, not a curated record
UUCAAGCCCAGAGCAUCCUGAGCAGUAUAAAUCUGAGAAUUUGUGGUUUUAGAAUAAGGAAAUAACGGAUGAGGAGACCAUUACGAGACAGAUAAACAAGCAGCUGUACCUCUUUCUCAUUUUUUUUCUAAGGCUGUAGAAGAAAGAGUUUUUCUGGUAAUGCUGACUGUGAAUCCAUCUUGGGUUUAUCAGCCUCCUUUCAUAUCCAGCUGAUCGCAAUUCAUUUGCCAAAUGGGAGCUGUUUCAUAGCUCUCUUCCCUCUCUUCCUCUCUUCCCUUUUCCUCUCACCAGUGCAGUGGUACAAUCAAAAUUAAACCUCCGUACAUGGGCGUAACUCCCUUGCUUUUGCUGGAGGCAUGCUGACUCACACCCACAGAAAACACAGUCUCUGUACUUUACAGUAUAGUUAAUAAUUUUCAGUGAUUCUCCCUUGUUUUUAGUGGCUCAAGUUAUUUUCUUGGGAUGAUAUCUGGUAGCCUAAUAUAUAGCAUAGAUAGGGUGAUGGUAACACUCUGCUGCCUGCUUUCUCUUCCUUGGCUUUCCAUCUUAUUUUCCCUGUACUGAAACUUUUUUGAGCACUUGGGCAGGCUGGAGGAGAAAUUAUUUUUCAUUCUGUAAACCUGCUAGCAUCAUGCUGCAGAACAGGGAGAAAAAAGGUUCUGCUUCUGCUUCACGAUUAAAAAUAAAUGAAAUGUAUAGUAAUUUGUGGUACCUUUGUGUAACAGGCAUAUGAUGAAGCCCCUCUGUUUGCAUUGCUAACUGUCGGGAGCUGGGAUGCUUGCUGUAGUUUGGGGUGAUGCAGACUAGGUGGAGUAAAGCUGAGUCUGUGGGGUGAACAGCACAGGGCUGAGAAAACACGCCUGAGAGCAGUCUACAGAUGGGCGAGAUAAACAGAUCCCCCAGCUGCAACGGAGGAGGCAGGCCUCUUUAAUGGCUCUUAGCAACGCCCCUGCUCUGACCCUCCUCAUAUGUGAGGAAAAUCAAAUCAAUACACUGUUCUUCAAACCACGAUGCUGCAGCGGCAGCAGGGCAUUGUGGCAGCCUCUGUCUCUUAAAUCCACUGACGCUUUUCAGGUUGCUGAUCUGGAUAUCCAUCCCUGCAUCUCUGCUGAAGAAGAACCCGACUGCAUCUCAAAAGGAUUCCUGGAGCUCCCAUGUAUAACCUUCUUACUGGCAAGCGUUAGAGAUGGCUAACAGAGGACCAAGCUAUGGCUUAAGCCGAGAAGUUCAGGAAAAGAUUGAACAGAAAUAUGACCCGGAAUUAGAGUCUAGGCUGGCGAACUGGAUUAUCGUGCAGUGUGAGGAACAGAUUGAACCCCCUCCUCCUGGAAGGCAGCAUUUCCAGACCUGGCUGAUGGAUGGAACGCUGUUAUGCAAGUUAAUAAACAGUUUACAUCCAAAGGGAAAUGAACCCAUUGCAAAGAUCUCUGAAUCAAAAAUGGCUUUCAAGCAGAUGGAACAAAUUUCUCAGUUCUUAAAAGCUGCUGAAAUCUACGGAGUAAGAACAACAGAUAUUUUCCAGACAGUGGAUUUAUGGGAAGGGAAGGACAUGGCAGCAGUGCAGAGAACCUUAAUGGCUCUAGGCAGUUUGGCAGUCACCAAGGAUGAUGGAUGCUACAAAGGGGAUCCAUCCUGGUUUCACAGGAAAGCACAGCAGAAUCGACGGGGGUUUUCGGAAGAGCAGCUUCGUCAGGGACAGAACGUAAUAGGCCUUCAGAUGGGCAGCAACAAAGGAGCCUCACAGUCGGGUAUGACGGGCUAUGGGAUGCCAAGGCAGAUUAUCUAAAAGCACCUCUGUCUGUAGAGAAAACACUCUUGCAGCAUGGUCUGUUCAACAACAACAGAAAAAGAAAAAAAAAAAAA